CCAGUGUCCACUUUCCUUUUUACAGCACAACGUCACAAAGGGCUGAGAGCUUUGCUUUCCCUGUCUGCCUUGAAGGUUUUACUCUUUAGACUGUGCCAACAUGUGUUCCUGGCCUAGAAAGCUAGAGUUCAGUCCUCAUUUGGGGCGCACAUCACAUUAGCGGAGUAAAGCUCACAUAUUCGAGGGAAUUCAGGGCUUGCUGCAAAAAUUAAGCUUCGCCACAAGGAAUAAGCAGGUUUUGCAUCUCUGCCCAAUAUCUUGGUUGCUUUGUUACGAUUGUAUUGAAAAUGAGAAGAGAAUCAAAGGAUGUCUCCCGGGUUCUCGUGCUUUUUUGCUGUUGGAGCUCUGCACUAGGCCUGCUCUCUCCCAAAGGUGUAAACUUUGAAGUGCAAGCUUUGAUGGCAAUAAAGGAUGCAUUAGAGGAUCCUCAUGGGGUUCUUGACAACUGGGAUGGCGACUCGGUUGAUCCGUGUAGCUGGACUAUGAUAACUUGUUCUGCGGAAAGUCUUGUUAUUGGCCUGGGAACUCCUAGUCAGAAUUUGUCAGGCACUCUUUCUCCAAGCAUUGGAAAUUUAACAAAUCUUCAGAUAAUACUUCUCCAGAACAACAAUAUUACGGGGUCAAUCCCAUCAGAAAUAGGAAAGCUUCCAAAUCUUCAAACUCUUGAUCUUUCUGAUAACCGCUUCACUGGACAAAUUCCUCCUUCCCUAGGGCAUCUGAAGAGUCUGCAAUACAUGAAGCUCAACAACAAUACCCUGUCGGGUGAAAUUCCGAAGUCAUUAGCCAACUUGACGCUACUUUCUCUUCUGGACUUAUCUUAUAACAAUUUGACUGGACCUGUACCAAUAUUCCCUUCGAAGACUCUCAAUGUUGUGGGCAAUCCUUCAAUAUGUACAUCUGAUUCGGAAUGUGAAAGGACAAUGCUGAUACCAAUGUCCAUGGCAUUAAACGCAUCACGGGAUGGGGUGCCCCUGAGGAUACAGAAGAGUCACAGAUUUGCCCUUGCCUUGAGUUCAAGUUUGGGGUGUCUCUGCUUGCUUGUUGUUGGAUUUGGGAUGCUAUUAUGGUUGAGACAAAGGCAGAAACAUCUCAGACAGCAGACGCUUUUUGAUGGUAGUGAUCGGACCAAUGAUGAAAUUUCUCUUGGGAAUUUGAGGAGAUUUCAGUUCAAGGAACUUCAGAUAGCAACCAACAACUUCAGCAGUAAAAACAUUCUGGGCAAAGGUGGUUUUGGAAAUGUUUACAAAGGAAUCCUCCACGAUGGAACUGCAGUAGCAGUCAAAAGGCUUAAAGAUGGCAAUGCUGUUGGAGGUGAGAGACAAUUCCAAACAGAAGUUGAGAUGAUCAGCUUGGCAGUGCAUCGUAACCUCCUAAGGUUGUAUGGGUUUUGUAUGACUUCCACAGAAAAACUUUUGGUGUACCCAUAUAUGGCCAAUGGAAGCGUUGCUUCUCGUCUCAAAGAAAAACCAGUCUUGGACUGGGGAACAAGGAAGCGGAUAGCCAUAGGAGCAGCAAGGGGACUGCUAUAUCUACAUGAGCAAUGUGAUCCAAAAAUAAUUCACAGGGAUGUGAAGGCUGCAAAUAUUUUGCUGGAUGAUUAUUGUGAGGCAGUUGUGGGAGAUUUUGGGUUAGCAAAGCUUUUGGAUCACCAGGAUUCACAUGUCACUACAGCUGUUCGAGGAACUGUGGGGCAUAUAGCCCCUGAGUAUCUCUCAACAGGCCAGUCUUCUGAGAAGACAGAUGUCUUUGGUUUUGGAAUCCUUCUUCUUGAAUUGAUCACAGGGCAAAGAGCUCUAGAAUUUAAUAAAGCAGCGAACCAGAAAGGGGCAAUGCUUGAUUGGGUGAAGAGAAUUCAUCAAGAGAAGAAGCUUGAUAUCCUUGUCGAUAAAGAUUUGAGAAACAACUAUGAUUGCAUUGAAGUAGAGGAAAUGGUUCAAGUGGCUCUCUUGUGUACGCAAUAUCUUCCAUGCCACAGGCCAAAAAUGUCUGAAGUAAUUCAGAUGCUUGAAGGAGAUGGACUUGCAGAGAGAUGGGAAGUAUCUCAGAGACUAGAAUCAAGCAAGUACAGAACACAAGAACUAUCCGCAUCAGAACGAUAUUCGGAUCUCACUGAUGACUCUUCAUUACUUGCUCAAGCUAUGGAGCUGUCUGGUCCAAGGUGAAUCGUGUAAUAUUCUUCUUAAAUACAACACAGAAACCAAAAAUUUGUAAAAUGGAAGUUCACAGAUACUCCAGUCUGCAUGACCCCUACAAAGGCCAGUUGAAUUUCACUGUUCUAUACUAGUAAAACAUCAUAGUCCAAAGGGCUGCGAUGCUGUUUGCUCAUUGUAGAGACCAGGAGGAAUCCCACUAUCAAGAUAGAUAGUAGUGUUUCAAACAAACUGUAUCUAAUCUUAGUUGGAAAUUCAGAUUGCAUACCUUUUCUCAUUUUCUUUUUCA
This is a messenger RNA of Coffea eugenioides, 2439 nucleotides long. Its product is annotated as protein NSP-INTERACTING KINASE 1-like. The record is from RefSeq and is a predicted model, not a curated record. The transcript is spliced from 11 exons. Gene Ontology annotation, biological process: protein phosphorylation. Lineage: Eukaryota; Viridiplantae; Streptophyta; Magnoliopsida; Gentianales; Rubiaceae. Bases 288 to 2162 code for a protein of 624 amino acids. Gene Ontology annotation, molecular function: protein binding; ATP binding; protein kinase activity.